UCGGAAAAAAAAAACGUUUUUCCUGUAAGGAGAAAGAGAUACAACGACCAAACUUCCAAGGCAUUAGACUUUUUUUUUUUCCUUUAAUUAUUUUUGGGGGUUUUAGCGUUUGCACAAAAGUUUUGACUUUGACUUCGGGGGCUGUAAUCAAAAAGCACAUUCUGGGUUGAUUCGUUUUAUUACAAGACAUUGAUUUUGUCAAAGCUACCUUCUUAUUUUUAAAUUAAUUAUAUUAACUCUUUUUUUUUCUAGCCAAUUGUAUACGAUUCUUAGAUUCUCCACCCAAAAUCUUGAAGAGAAGGAGAAGGAGAAGGAGAAGUAGAUAGAUUCUUACGUUGCUGCAAUUUCGUUGAUUAGAUUGUUUUCGUCUAUCAUAAAAAAAAAUAGUUUAUAAGAUCUUACCAGAUUUCUCCUAAGAAUAGUCUAGGAUUGUGUGCCAGCAUUGAGUAUAGAUGAGCAGAUAGUUUAAUUAGGAAGGCAAACACUAUGGGUUGGUUUAACAAGAUCUUCAAAGGCUCUAACCAAAGGGGGAAUGAUCACUAUCAUAAUGGCUAUUACGAGAACUACCCUAAUGCGCAUUCUGAGCCUAGUGCUGAUGAUACAGAUGCUGAUCACACGCAGGAACCAUCUACAUCUGAGACAUGGAAUGGCCAGGAAAGUGAAGAAGUAGACCGUGCAAUUGCAUUGUCUAUUUUAGAAGAAGAGAACCAAGGACCAAAGACAAAUACAGGGAAGUAUGGAAUGGUGGAUGAAGAUGAGCAGCUUGCUAGAGUCAUACAAGAAAGUCUGAUGGAUAGGAAUGGAACUAGUUAUGACACUGGGGCUGGUGAUUUCUACGGUAAUGGACCUAUGCAUGGUGGAGGAAAUGGUUAUGCCAAUGGGGAUAUUUACUAUCCAAGAUCUGCUGCUUUCUCAAUGGACUUCAGGAUUUGUGCUGGCUGCAAUAUGGAGAUUGGCCAUGGAAGAUAUCUGAAUUGCCUCAAUACAUCAUGGCAUCCACAAUGUUUUCGUUGUUAUGGAUGUAAUCACCCGAUCUCUGAGUACGAGUUCUCAACGUUUGGGAACUACCCUUUUCACAAAGCUUGUUACAGGGAGAGAUAUCAUCCAAAAUGUGAUGUCUGCAGCCACUUUAUUCCAACAAACUAUACUGGUCUUAUCGAAUAUAGGGCACAUCCUUUUUGGGUCCAGAAGUAUUGCCCUUCUCACGAACACGACGCUACUCCAAGAUGUUGCAGCUGUGAAAGAAUGGAGCCACGGAAUACAGCAUAUGUUGAACUCAACGAUGGACGGAAGCUUUGCCUUGAGUGUCUAGACUCAGCGGUGAUGGACACUUAUCAAUGCCAGCCUCUAUACUUGCAGAUACAAGGAUUCUACGAAGGACUUAACAUGAAGGUAGAGCAGGAAGUCCCACUUCUCUUAGUUGAGAGGCAAGCGCUUAACGAAGCCAGAGAAGGUGAAAAGAAUGGUCACUAUCACAUGCCAGAGACAAGAGGACUCUGCUUGUCAGAAGAACAAACUGUUAGAACUGUAAGAAAGAGAUCGAAGACAAGAAACUGGGCUGAGAGUAUGGUUACAGAGCCUUUCAAGCUAACUCGUCGAUGCGAGGUUACUGCCAUUCUCAUCUUAUUUGGUCUCCCUAGGCUACUCACUGGUUCGAUUCUAGCUCAUGAGAUGAUGCACGCGUGGAUGCGGCUCAACGGGUUCCGGACAGUGAGCCAAGACGUUGAAGAGGGGAUAUGUCAAGUGAUGGCUCAUAAGUGGUUAGAAGAAGAGUUAGGUGCUGGUGGUUCAAGAAACAGCAAUGCUGCAUCCUCAUCUUCUAGAGGAGUGAAGAAGGGACCAGGGUCGCCGUACGAGAGGAAGCUUGGUGAGUUUUUCAAGCACCAGAUCGAGACUGAUGCUUCUCCGGUUUAUGGAGAUGGGUUCAGGGCUGGGAGGUUAGCGGUUCAAAAGUAUGGUUUGAGACAAACACUUGAGCAUAUACAAAUGACUGGGAGAUUCCCGGUUUAAUAACUCAAAAAAGUCUUUUGUUUUGUUUUUAUAGGAUUCCUUGCUAGAUUGUUAUUAUAUGCUCUCAUUCUUUUGGUGAAAAUAUGAAAUUUCUCUGCCAUACUCUCAUGUGAUUGAUUUUAUAGUGUAAUUCAUU
Raphanus sativus (radish) is the source of this 2146-nucleotide messenger RNA. Its product is annotated as protein DA1. NCBI's taxonomy places the organism in Eukaryota, Viridiplantae, Streptophyta, Magnoliopsida, Brassicales, Brassicaceae. The transcript is spliced from 10 exons. The coding region runs from base 487 to 2010 and encodes 507 amino acids. Gene Ontology annotation, molecular function: ubiquitin binding. The record is from RefSeq and is a predicted model, not a curated record.